AUGCCAUCUUUCCAUGAUUUCGACUUUUCAAGCUAUCAAAUUCUCAGGUUUCCAAACAGAAUUCAAGAUGAGAAGCCUGAUCCAAGUAUCGUAUGGAUGCUUAAGAAGCUCAAUAUAACGCAUGAUGGAAGUGGACCACUACCUCCACCAGGAAAACAUCAGGCUCCCAACUUCCGUCCUCUUGGUUCUCAUGGACACGAACUUCUUGAGACCCACGGCAAAGCCCUGCGUUCAAACAAUCCCAGCCUACCAAGCACUGUGACGGAGUCGUUUCUCCAUGGACGAUCACAAUGGAUUGACGAACCAGUCAUUACCAAAUGGAGAGAACCCAGUAAAGAGCUUCGGGCGGUGCUUACCCGAACUGAAGAGCUUUACCAUCAAUGGAGCCUCUCGAAGCCAUCGCCUUUUGACCCCUUCUUUGACAAGCUCUGGAUGGAGACAGCCGAUAUUCUCCGAGAUGCUGGGCUUCCAUGGCACAACAAUAACCUAAACAUGCCCGAUGAAACCGAUUCAAGCUGGCCUUUCCACUUCAAGACAUUUGAGAGGGUUGCAGUCCUCGCCAAAGGAAAAAGGGUCCAGGACCCAGAUGCCUCAGGCUAUAUCGCCAACUGGAGUGAAGGCAACUACUAUGGGAUCAGGGCUCUGAAGCAGGAGCUUUACUCGCAGUACCCGAAGCAAAUGCCCAUCCUUUUGAUUGAUCAUCUUGAGACAGAUCUUGCAAAGGCAGCUUCCCACAUAUUUGGCCUUGAAUGGCACCGAGUUUCUCUCAACGAUACAAAUGCGUUGAUGGACAAUGUCCACCGCCUCACCAUGUGUGGGCAGCGACCUAUCAUAUUCGCCGCCACCAUGGCCAAUAGGAGCGGAGAAGUGGAUGAUAUAUCUGCCAUUGACAAGAUUUCUCGCAACUUCCCCCUUAUGCUCCAUUUGGAUGCUUCUCGCGUUUUUGAUUUCUUGACAACAGUCGGGGAGGACUUUCGUCAACUUCUCAAAAUACCUCGACUUCGUCUCCACCAUGCUAAACAUGGUGAGCAUGGUUGCCUCCUUAAUGGAGAAAUCCUGGCGAGCACUAUUGUUGCGGGAGGUUCCAAUGCCUAUGUCUACCCGCCUCCUGUUGUUGCACUCAAGCCCAAACUUCUCGGUAACCAAACCCCAACCCGAAUCGAAUAUGUUAGGGGUACAGAUGGGACACUGUCUGGAUCGAGAGACUCUAUUGGCCCUCUAAUGUUAUGCCUUCAAGAACUUCGAUUCGGACGCAGAGGGUUCCAAGAGAUCUAUGAAAGCUGUUUCAUCAGAAGAAUGAGAUUGGUAAAUGAACUCAAAUCCCUGAACGUGCAGGUUCACGCUCCCUCAAAUUCAUUGGACCUGAUUAUCCGAGCAUCCUCUGGUUGGGCCAGUGACUUGAUGGAACUCGGAGCCAGAGAGGUCGGGGGGGACAAGUACCUUCUCACCAUCCAACCCAGCAUCGAUGGCGAAAAUAUCAGAUCUCUGUUGCGCGUCCUUGGGGCUCACAAUGAGUUGCAUUUAUCCAAAGCUGCAGUACAGAUAGAGCUGCAAUCGCCUAGAUCGCGCUAUCGUCUGCCGGAUGGAGUGGUACAGAAGGUAUGGCAGACAGUCCAGAGCUUCAAGAUUGCGGCUCGGUAUUCAUGUGGCUAUCCCUUGAAUCAAGCUCCCUACUCGGCCCUAGGCCCUGUAGUUGGUCACUUUCUGGGAGUUCGAAUCCCGGAAGAAUGGGCUAGAUGCGAAGCUUCCAAUAUCCUGCAGCGGCGAAAGAAAUCCUUGGGCCUCUUGACUAAGGAGUCACAAAAGUCCUUUAGCGCCUGCUUCACCACGGGUAGCACAAUGGGCAACCGGAUCGGGCUCCACACUGGUCUCAUCCAGUAUCCUGACGCGUUUGUGUAUUUCUCUUCGGCCUCACAUUAUAGCGUCAAAAAGACUGUUAAGGACUGUGAUACGUGGACCCGUCGCUGGAUGCCCGGAAGACUCCCUCGCUUUGCCGAGAUCCCAGCCGACGAAUAUGGUCGUAUGAUUCCGACUGCACUCGCGCAGCAAGUCUCGUCCGACAGGGCCGAAUGUAUGUCCCACAAGGAAGAGUAUCAGGUGAUUCUUUUCGCCAACAUGGGCACCACUUUUGUUGGAGGUCGGGAUGAUAUUCUCGAAAUCACAAAAAUACUGGCUCAGAUCGAGGUAGUCCCAUCUUACAUCCACGUUGAUGGGGCAUUGGAUCUAGGAUUCGUCGCCAAUGGGCUCCAUCUAGGCCCCCCGGGUACCCAGCGGGCAAGUUCAAAAAUUCCCGUAGUACAGGGUAUCACACUCAGCCAUCACAAGGUAUUUGGGAUCAUGGUUUCUGGGGAAGUCAUCAGCUACUGCCCCAACCACUCCAAGCAAUUUGACGCCCUGGCCGGGACCGUCGACCCGCGAGCCGUUUUUGAAACUUGGCUCUUUGAACAGGCCUACCACACGGCUGACUUGGUCACCAUCUGGAAAUAUUGCUUGGACAACGCGAAACUACUGCGCGAGCUCCUGGCAGAACACAAAGUUCCAACGCACUUCAAUCAAGAGAGCAUUAUCACACUUUUGGAAUAUCCGCCACGUUGGCUAGUCGAAGAGUUCCACCUCGCACCUGAAGGAGACUGGGUUCAUUUUAUCACCAUGCCUCAUAUCAACCCUACAACCAUCAAACGGUUCGUGCGAGCGAUAGCGUCGGUUGAUACAAGCUGUGGUACUGCCUUCGAUUAUGUCGGACACUCACUUGCUUCAUCUUUGCAUUUGAAUGGCCAUGCUCAGCUCCGACGUCUCACAAGUCGGAGCAUCUAUAGCGAAAGGGUUCUAGCAGUUGCAAACUUGGCCAUCUUGCAGAAUCUCCAAGCUCAAAAUGUCCGUGAUGAUCUUGGUCUCAGAAGCCUCAAUGACAUACGAUCUUGUUUCAUUUACAGUGCCAUGUCUUUUGCAGUGUUCAACGACCUGAAUGAGCCGCUGGUCGUGUUUCUUGCCGAUGGAGCUGGCGACAGAGUGCUUAAACCUAGUUUGAUGCUCGUGAAAUACUCCUUCCAUGACAGGGUACACAUGCUGCACGAUAUUGCAAUGCAGCUCUAUGGACAUGUGGGGGAGUUAGCAGACGUGAUCAUUGAAGUCGGUGCUUGGAGCUAUCAAGUUAUGUUCUUUUAA
Messenger RNA from Fusarium coffeatum, 3165 nucleotides. RefSeq lists its product as uncharacterized. NCBI's taxonomy places the organism in Eukaryota, Fungi, Ascomycota, Sordariomycetes, Hypocreales, Nectriaceae. Bases 1 to 3165 code for a protein of 1054 amino acids. The record is from RefSeq and is a predicted model, not a curated record. The transcript has 2 exons.